AUGGAUCUAAAAAUAGUUUUAGCCAUAGUCUUAUUUCUUUCUCCGUUCGGAAUUGAAGGAUUGCCUAAUGGCCUGUCGUUUGACUAUUACAGUAAAAGUUGUCCGCAGGUCGAAAAAAUCGUUAGGGAUGCAAUGAAUUCCAAGGUUGCAUCCGAUCCAAAAACUCCUGCAGCUAUUCUAAGACUCGUGUUUCACGAUUGCCAAGUCGGGGGUUGCGAUGGUUCUGUCCUUCUCAAUAUAAACGACAAAAAACAUGAUGCGGAAUUUGACUCGCCCAAGAAUUUUGGAAUAAGAAAUAGAGAAUUGAUAGACGAAAUUAAAACCAAGAUCGAAAAAGUUUGCCCACAAAAAGUUUCGUGUGCUGACACUUUGGUGUUAGCAGCUCGAGAUGGUGUGGCUAUAGCCGGAGGGCCUACGAUCAAAGUCCCAUUAGGGCGAAAAGACACAACUACCCCUCAUACCCGAGAAGAAGCCGAUAAAGGACUCCCGAGGAACAAUGUGGAUCUUACUAAAGCCUUGCAGGUGUUUUUCCAAGAAGUUGGAAUUACUUUGGAAGAAGUUGUCGCUAUUAUCGGUGCACACACACUUGGGAAGACUCAUUGUGAUGGUUUAAAGGAAAGAUUAUAUCUCAAUAGCACAAAAUUACCUCCGGGAAACGAAGCCGAAUUCGUAAAGUAUUUAAAGAAAACUUGUCCGGAGGGAGGUCCAAACCAAUUUACGACAACCUUAGAUCUCGACCCAACUCCUCAAUCCUUCGACAACAAGUACUACGUAAACGUGCUCAAUGGACAUGGAUUAAUUUCGCUCGAUGCAGAAAUAGCAAGGGAUCCUCGAAGUAUCGAUAUUGUCAAGAAAUUUGCUCACGAUCAAGACGCGUUUUUCAAGGUUUUCUCGUCGGCUUUUGUGAAGAUUUCGACGCUCGCGGUUUUGACGGGAGAUAAAGGAAUCGUGAGGAAGAAAUGUAGUGUGUUGAAUUGA
Messenger RNA from Erythranthe guttata (spotted monkey flower), 978 nucleotides. Its product is annotated as peroxidase 29. The record is from RefSeq and is a predicted model, not a curated record. Gene Ontology annotation, molecular function: heme binding; peroxidase activity. NCBI's taxonomy places the organism in Eukaryota, Viridiplantae, Streptophyta, Magnoliopsida, Lamiales, Phrymaceae. Gene Ontology annotation, biological process: hydrogen peroxide catabolic process; response to oxidative stress.